CUAAAGCCUAAGCCUAAGCCUUCACACACGCACACAAAGAGACUGAAGGCAAAUACAAUUCCAUUCUAAGUGUAUUUCUUUCUCUAUAUCUCCAAUCUCUUCUCUCCCUCUCUCUCGCACUCAAAAUAGAUUUUUCUCCGCCCUCUUCACGGUGCCACCAAAGCUUCUGUACGUUCCUGGUAUUUCCUCUUCUGCUACUCGAUUAUUUGCAAGUCAAGAGCCUUCUCUCUUCUCUCUCUCUGUCUCUCUGUCUCUGUCUCUCUCUCUCUCUCUAUAUAUAUAGAUAUAUAUAUAGAUGCUCUCACAUUUAUAGUCUACCAGUUGGAAGUUUUGAAACUGUUCAGUUUCUAUCCACAAUUUAUCUCAUACCCAAUUCGGUUUACGCCGCUGCUUUGCAUUGGCAAAACCAAGGCGGCGCUUGCCAGACGAUUAGGGUUUGGAGUUUUGAUCUUAUUUGCUCAUAUUAAUUGGACCUUCGAGGGAUAGACCUUCUCUGGCUCUCCUUCCGUUGGGGGUAAUUUGUUUUGGUCUAUUCUGCACUGUUCAAACCCUAGGGAUUGUGGGUAUCAGUUUUCUUGCCGCCUUUUGAUGGUUGUCAAUACUGGGCUUCGGUUAUCGCUGUGUUUGGUUUAAUGGGUUUGAAUUUUUGUUCGACAAGUGCUCUGUUCUGUUCGUCUAUAUAGGGGAUUGGCAAGUUGUACUGUUCAAGCCCUUGGUUUUGUGCUCCGUCUCCUUGUGGGUUCCGGAUUUUGCCGUAUGGUUUUGCAUUAAGAGGGUUCUAUCUCUCUGGGUUUUCCUUAAUGGGUUUGAAGUUUCGUUCAACAAGUGCUCUGUUUCAUUCACCUGGUUACGAGGGUUAGUCGUGGUUGUUUUGUUCGUUGGUUGAAGAAGAUAGUCAUGAGAUGAGGGUCUUCUUACUUUGCUGUGCUUGAAUACUGGAGCCUCAGGCCCUUCUUGAUACCGUCCUUGUCUCAUUGGGCACUGGAAGGGCAAGCAAAUUUCUUAAUUGAGUUGUUAUUGAUCGGUAUGGUAUAUAGUGUACAGAGAGAAUGAAACCCUAGUAACAAGUGUACAGGAUAGUUUGGAUUCUUUUAUUUGGAAUUGGUUUUGGGACGUUUCCAGAUAUAACGAUUUUUGCCAGAUAGUGUCAUUAUUUCUGUUGUUUCUCGGAAAACAAGACUUGAUCCUGAGAGAAAAACUGAUAUUAGGUACAAGGUAGAUUGGUUGUGAAAAGACAGAGCAGUCUGCUGGUGGCACUCGGUUAUUUGUUAGGCAAUAAUUUGUGAGGGACAAGUUGGUAAAUAGAUUCAUUGUCUAGUUGAUAAUGCUUGGUAUUAAUCAUGGAAAGAAGUGAACCCACUUUAGUACCAGAAUGGUUGAAAGGCAGUGGAAGUGUAAGUGGCACCGGUACAAUGAACCACCAAUCAUCAUCAUCUUUGCUGCACUCAGAUGAUCUUGCUGCAUCGAAGCCUUCAAGGAGUAAGUCAUCAUUGAGCACAAACGAUAAUGACAUAGGACGUUCCUUUGUUUCUGAUCGAACUACUUCCUCCUAUUUUCGUCGUAGUAGCAGUAGCAGUAGCAGUAGCAAUGGUUCUGCUUACUCUCGAUCUCAUGGUAGUUUCAGUAGAACCAACCGCAACAGGGACUGGGAGAAUGAAAUAUAUGACUUUCGUGAUAAAGAAAAGUCUGGUUUGGGCGACCAUAGGCGUCAUGAUUACUCUGAUCCUCUAGAGAAUAUUUUACCUAGUAGGUUUGAGAAGGAUCUGAGGCGAUCACAAUCAAUGAUUAGUGGAAAACGAGGUGAAACAUGGCCCAAAAAAGUGCCAUCUAACUUGAGCAAUGCUAACAAAGGCAACCCUAACAAGAGCGGUGCUCUACCUGCUGGGACCAAUACCAUUAGCACUAUCCACAAGUCUGCAUUUGAGAGGGACUUCCCGUCUUUGGGGGUUGAAGAAAGACAAGGAGGUCCUGAAAUAGGAAGAGUUUCUUCUCCUGGGUUGUGUAAUGCCCUUCACAGCUUGCCACUAGGAAGUUCAGCUGUGAUUGGUGGUGAUGGGUGGACAGCUUUGGCUGAGGUACCUGUGGCAGUAGGAAACAAUGGUACUGCUGGGGCUGUUCAACAAGCUAUUCCUCCAACUUCAGUUUCUUUGCCUUCAACUUCGGCGAGUGGAAUGAAUAUGGCUGAAACUUUGGCCCAGGGCCCAACUCGUGCUCACACUACUCCUCCUCAGUUAUCUGCUGGAACUCAUAAGCUGGAAGAGCUAGCUAUUAAACAGUCAAGGCAAUUAAUCCCUGUGAUGCCAUCCUUGCCUAAAACAUUGGUGCCAAAAGUUGGGCAGCAGCAGCAGCCUCAUCAGAUCUCAUCUUCUAGCCUUGUUAAUCACUCUCCUCGUGGUGAGGCUGUGAAGUCUGAUGUUUCAAGGAUGUCUAGCGGGGGAAAGCUUCACGUGCUCAAACCUGCACGAGAAAGGAAUGGUGUAACUCCAGCUGUGAAGGAAAGCUUGAGUAGUCCUAGUGUCAGCAGAGUAGCCAGCAGCCCAGUAGCCGCGUCUCCUUCAGUAUCUGCUCCUUUGAGGAGCACAAGCAACAACCGUAACCCAUCCAGUGCUGAGCGCAAGCCAGUCCUCUCAAUUUUUGAUAAGCGGUCCACAUCUCAGUCUCGGAGUCGGAAUGAUUUCUUUAACCUUGUGAGGAAGAAAUCUAUGACUACCCCCUCUUCUUGUGCUGCUUCCGCCUCUCAUGUUGGCCCUGCUGUGCCAUCCUCUGUCACAGAUAAGUCUGAUGAAACAGAAACGGACUGUGCUACUGUUAUGCCUCAGGGUGGGGAUUCCCCUACAUCAAAUAGCUAUAUUGCAGAUGGGCCAACUAAGAGAAAUGAUGUUUGUAGCAAUGACGUGGCCUUUGACAGGCACUCUCUUAAUAGCAAACAUCAGGGUCUGCUUAACAAUGGGAAGGAUCAUUCAGGAACCAAUGCCUUCCUGUGGUCUGAGGAAGAGGAGAUUGCUUUUCUGUACUCGCUUGGGUGGGAGGAAAAUGCUGGCAAGGAUGAAGGUGCUCUUACUGAGGAGGAGAUCAGUUCAUUUUACAAGGAGGUGGAUGAGUGCAUCAAAAGGAAGCCAUCCUUGAGAAUGCGGUUAAAGUUUUUAUAACGGCUUGGCUUGGGACGCAUUGGUGGUGGUGGUGCUUCAGCUGGAUCAAGUUCGACUCUGACCCCAAGUUGAAAUCUUAAUUUUACCUUAUCUUUCGUUAGCUUUGGUAGGUUCUUAAAUUAAAGAAUGCAGAGUUUUUGGUUUUUGCUCCUAAAUUUUGGUUUCCCAAUUAAAAUUGAGUCAGAAAUAUUAGCAGUUAGUCGGUGCCACAAGAAGAGAAAUGGACAGAUAUUAUGCUUGUGUUGAUUUGGUGGGCAAGUAAAUUGGAAUAAUAAGAGAUGCAGAUAGUCCUGCUCCCAACCCCAACCCCAAUCCCAUUGUGCUGUUAGCUUUCUAUAAUCUUGUUGAUGCUAAAAGGUCUGAUAGAUUAGAAUAGGAAUAGGGUUUUGUUCUGGUCUGGAGAGAUAUAUAUAUAUAUACACAUACAUAUAUACAUAUAUAUGUAUGCAAGAAGCUGCUGACGGAAAUUGCUGAUCCAAACUGCUCCAGUUGCUUCAGUCUUUCUCAAAGGAAAAAAUAGGGUAUUUUGUUC
Messenger RNA from Diospyros lotus (date-plum), 3681 nucleotides. RefSeq lists its product as uncharacterized. Lineage: Eukaryota; Viridiplantae; Streptophyta; Magnoliopsida; Ericales; Ebenaceae. Bases 1341 to 3149 code for a protein of 602 amino acids. The transcript is spliced from 5 exons. The record is from RefSeq and is a predicted model, not a curated record.